AUGGAAAGACACAAAAAUGAAAAUUUUAUUUUUUUAGAUAGUUUAAAUAUGCAGUUUACACGUAAAAAAGCAUGUUCUGUUCCUUACUCGACAAAUAAUUACGACAAUGGAGGUCGUAAAGAUCGUAAAGAUUUAGUUAGUCAGGAUUGGGGUUCUACAAGUCUUCCAAAAUUUGAAAAAAAUUUUUAUAAAGAACAUCCUAAUGUUAUAGCUAGAUCUGAAGCUGAAGUGGAAGAGUUUCGUAGAAAACACGAGAUGAAAGUUUUUGGUCAGGAUAUACCAAAACCUGUUGAAACUUUCGAGGAAGCAAAAUUUCCCGAUUAUGUAUUAAGAGAAGUAUUAAGCCUUGGUUUUCAAGAACCAACACCAAUUCAAUCUCAGGGGUGGCCAAUGGCUCUCUCUGGUCGUGAUUUAGUUGGCAUUGCUGAAACUGGGUCAGGUAAAACUUUGGCUUAUUGUCUACCGGCAAUUGUUCAUAUCAAUGCACAACCGUAUCUUGAACCCGGUGAUGGGCCCAUAGUAUUGAUACUGGCUCCUACACGUGAACUGGCACUUCAGAUUCAGCAAGAAUGUAAAAAAUUUGGUAAUUCAACGAACAUUAAAAACACUUGUGUCUAUGGUGGCGUCCCAAAAGGUCCUCAGACACGUGAGUUGUCUAAUGGCGUAGAAAUUUGUAUAGCAACCCCUGGUCGUCUGAUAGAUAUGCUUGAAACAAAAAAAACCAAUCUUAAGCGUGUCACCUAUUUGGUACUUGAUGAGGCUGAUCGUAUGUUGGAUAUGGGGUUUGAACCUCAAAUUCGUAAAAUUGUUGACCAAAUCAGGCCUGAUCGUCAAACACUUAUGUGGAGCGCAACGUGGCCCAAAGAAGUUAAAAAGCUUGCUGAUGAUUAUUUAAAAGAUUUCAUACAAGUUAAUAUAGGCUCCAUGGACUUGUCGGCUGGUCGUAACAUUACACAAACUAUCGAAGAUGGUUGGUCAGCUCUUGCAAUUCAUGGUGAUAAGGCUCAAAGUGAACGUGAUUGGGUGUUGGGUGAAUUUCGUAGUGGAAAAUCUCCUGUGAUGGUUGCUACUGAUGUUGCUUCUAGAGGAAUUGAUGUUAAAGAUAUCAAGCUUGUAAUUAAUUAUGAUUUUCCUACCAAUGUCGAGGAUUAUGUCCAUCGAAUUGGUAGAACAGGUAGAGGUGGAGCGAAAGGAUUAGCGGUUUCAUUUUUCACUACUGAUAAUGCUAGACAAGCUAAAUAUUUGGUAAAUGUUUUAAGAGAAGCUAAUCAGGAAGUUGAUUCGAAAUUAUUAGAUUUGGUUAAAUCUGCUAGUGGCAAUGCUAAUAAUGGUCGUCAAAGAUACUCUAAUAAUCAUAAUGUUGGUGUACAUCAAAAUAUUACCGGCACCAUUACAAAUAUAGAUAGCGAUAAUAAAAAACAAAAAAAAAUUGAUAGUAAAUAUCAUCGUAUUGCGCUUGGCGAUAUCACACCAAAUAAUUUAGGUCAGCUUAAACGUUUAAAUAGUGUAUUAUUUCCAGUAAAUUAUAGUGAAAAAUUUUAUAAAGAUGUAUUAGAAGUUGGUGAAUUUGCCAAAUUUGCAUAUUUUAAUGAUGCUUGUGUUGGAGCUGUAUGUUGUCGUAAAGAACCAAUUGAUGGUGGUGGUGGAACCACAACAUCAUCACUUGAUCAAUCAAAACUUUAUAUUAUGACAUUAGGAGUUUUGGCUCCAUAUCGUAAAUUAGGAUUAGAAGCUUUAGAUUUUUAUAAAAAAUAUAAGUUUGAAAUUACUGGAGUUGAAGAAAAUUAUUAUAAAAAAAUUACUCCAACAAAUGCAUAUAUUUUGAGCAAAAAAUUAUAA
This is a messenger RNA of Entrophospora candida, 1839 nucleotides long. The record is from the annotation of a GenBank genome assembly. Lineage: Eukaryota; Fungi; Glomeromycota; Glomeromycetes; Entrophosporales; Entrophosporaceae.